Molecule: messenger RNA, 657 nt
Organism: Aspergillus oryzae RIB40
Lineage: Eukaryota; Fungi; Ascomycota; Eurotiomycetes; Eurotiales; Aspergillaceae
Exons: 3
Coding region: 1-657 (218 amino acids)
Source: RefSeq, a predicted model, not a curated record
AUGCCAUUCAGAGGAUUUUGGGACUUUCUACAAGAAGAUAAUGAAGAUAAUAUUGAAGAACUUGAGAAAAUGGACAACAAAGGCUACUAUGUUAUUGCUAGCAAACCAGCACCUAACGGGACCUUUGUACAGCAGGUCAAAGAAUCCGUUGAGAGGAACAACCGACAUGGCCUAUCCGAUCCGGGUACCGAAUGCUUUUUCGAUUGGCGCACAUACGGGGUGCCAACCAAGAAAUUAUGGAUACAGUUCAUGAACUUUGGUUUUAAUCUAGACAUCAAUCUUGUGGCGCGGUUUGGCAGAGAUCAUGAUCUUAUGAUACAAGGCCCCUUUAUUAUUUCUCAUUUCGUUGCCGGUAAACACAAGCGCGAGGAUGAGUCGCAGCUAAGGCGAGCCCACCCUUGUUCGGAUGGGAUCUCCAUAUGGCGACCCUUAGGGGGUAAAGUUGGACCGGAAAAUGGAAUGUUCAAGGUUUACCCUGGGUCCCAUAACAUCGAAUCGGAGCAGGAGUUACGGAACAGUGGGUUGCACGCGGAUGAAAUUCACUUGCAUGCUGACCAAAUUCUUAUCACUGCUGGUGGACUUUGGAUUGAAUACAACCAAUCUAAGGGUGGUAUAUUAAUGUGGAUGGGUUAUUCGGAGGAUCUUUGGCGAGCAUGA